UCUCUGCACUCCCUCUCUCUCUCUAGAAAACCAUAACUCUCUCUCAGAUCCAACCUCCAAGAAACAGCCUAGGUUGAAGCUUGAUGAAGAUCACAGGAGCCCAUCAGCAUCCACUCAUUGCCCAUCAACCCUAAGCAUGAUUUCAAUGAAUUUUCUCACUCCUCUUUUACCUCCAAGACAGGAAAUUCAACCAAUUUUCUCACUCCUCUUCUUGCAUCAAUCGGUUCGAAUUUAAUUUGAUUUAAUUUCCAAUCUGUAUGUUUAGUCCAAUUUUUUUCUAUAAGAACAAACCCCAAUUCCAAAACCCCCUUUCAAACAUGUCGCCUGAUCACAUCAAUCCCGCCGGAAAAGAUGAUGCCCAAAAUUCCGGCGGACGGAAAAGCGGCGGAGGCGGCUCCGCCGCCGCCGGCCCGGUCCUCAAGUGCCCCCGCUGUGAUUCCCCCAAUACUAAAUUCUGCUACUACAAUAACUACAGCCUGACUCAGCCCCGCCAUUUCUGUAAGACCUGCCGGAGGUACUGGACCAAAGGCGGCGCGUUGCGGAACGUGCCGAUCGGCGGCGGCUGCCGGAAAAACAAAAAGCUGAUGAAAACCUCCCCGCAAUUCUCCGGCGACGGCUCCUCGAAAGACUCCAUCGCAUCAUCCGACAUCAACGUCGUCGGCGGCGGGUUGAAAUUUUUCCAGGGCGUCUCCCCCGCCAUGGAUUUCCAGGUCGCUUUCCCCCGGCUCCACCACAGCCCGCCGCUCCCAGCCGCCGCCGGCCUGUUCCCCCAAUUCUCCGAUUCAAUUUCCCAAAACCCUAAUUUCAACCUCCUCGACCCUAAUCCCGCCGCCUCCGCCGCCGCGUCUUCCUCACCGUUAAUUAACUUCUCAAACUUCCCAAUUUCGUCGGGAAUCAUAAACCAGGAGCUCGGAUCCCUCAGCCUCCAUGGCAGCCUGGCUUCCUCCAUCGAAUCCCUGAGCUCCAUUAACCAGGACCUCCACUGGAAGCUCCAGCAGCAGAGAUUAUCGAUGAUCCCAUCCACCGAACCGCCGCCGCCGCCGAUGAUCAAUAAUCACAAACCCCAACAAAUCAUGUUCGGCAUUUCCAGGCAAGACCGGAAAGAUCAUCAGGCCGCCGCCGCCGGCCUGUCGACGGAGUGGUACUUCGAAGGUAAUUCACUGACAACAAUGGCGGACAAUACAGCAACCAUUAACAGCAGCAGCAGCAACUGGACAGAAUCAAUCCAGGCCUGGAACAACGGUGAUUAUUAAUUAAUUAAUAAAUCAAACACUGCAGAUGAUAAGAUGGAAUAAAAACAAACAAGAGUGGCUUUUGCAGUUUCAUAUGGCUUUUGGGAAUUAAUGAAGAAAUCGAAGAGCUUUUCUUUUAAUUAAUUAAACUUGUAAUUUAUUAAUUAAUUAAAUCUUUGUUAGAUCCUUGAAUUUGGUUCUGCCCGUCUUUAAUUAUGUGUAUAUAGAUAAAUCUGUUUGUGUUUGCGAUUAUGUCUUGGAAGUGUAUGGCAGAGUUUCUUAAAUUAAUAAAAAUAGUUAAGAU
This is a messenger RNA of Andrographis paniculata, 1536 nucleotides long. RefSeq names its product dof zinc finger protein DOF5.7-like. Gene Ontology annotation, molecular function: DNA binding; DNA-binding transcription factor activity. The record is from RefSeq and is a predicted model, not a curated record. The transcript has 2 exons. The coding region runs from base 258 to 1253 and encodes 331 amino acids. NCBI's taxonomy places the organism in Eukaryota, Viridiplantae, Streptophyta, Magnoliopsida, Lamiales, Acanthaceae. Gene Ontology annotation, biological process: regulation of DNA-templated transcription.